ACACGCGUGGAAGUCAUGUGGACAAAAUCCAGAAUUCAUCCUGUGUUCUCUGUCUCAGUGGAACCCGUGAAGGAAGCUGCUGCCAUGGUCUGCUGGGCUCUCAGGAGAGUCGGCCAGGUGCGUGCCCGCUUGGCCCGCAGAGACAGCGGAGUCUGCCGGGGCCACGAGCAUCAGCCCUUGGGCCGGAGGCCCGCCCCGGGGGCACCGGGCAGCACGGUGGAGCUGCUGGGCAAGUCCUACCCCCAGGACGACUACAGCAACCUGACCCGCAAGGUCCUGUCCAAGGUCGGCCGGAACCUGCACAACCAGCCGCAGCACCCGCUCUGGCUGCUCAAGGAGCGGGUGAAGCAGCACUUCUACGCGCGGUACACGGGCCGCGCUGGGACCCCGCUCUUCUCCGUGUACGACGACCUCUCCCCGGUGGUCACCACGUGGCAGAACUUCGACAGCCUGCUCAUCCCGGCCGACCACCCCAGCCGGAAGAAGGGCGACAACUACUACCUGAACGCCACGCACAUGCUGCGCGCGCACACGUCGGCGCACCAGUGGGACCUGCUGCGCGCGGGGCUGGACGCCUUCCUGGUGGUGGGCGACGUGUACCGGCGCGACCAGAUCGACGCGCAGCACUACCCCGUGUUCCACCAGCUGGAGGCCGUGCGCCUCUUCUCCCGCCACCAGUUAUUUGCUGGCAUAAAAGAUGGAGAAAACCUGCAGCUUUUUGAACAGAGUUCCCGCUCUGCCCAUAAGCAAGAGACACACACGCUGGAGGCCACAAAGCUGGUCGAAUUUGACCUUAAGCAAACACUUACCCGGCUUAUGACACAUAUCUUUGGAGACGGACUGGACAUCAGAUGGGUGGACUGCUACUUCCCCUUCACUCAUCCCUCCUUCGAGAUGGAGAUCAACUUCCACGGGGAAUGGCUGGAGGUCCUGGGCUGUGGAGUGAUGGAACAGCAGCUGGUAAACUCAGCCGGAGCUCAGGACCGGAUUGGCUGGGCCUUCGGGCUGGGGCUGGAGCGGGUGGCCAUGAUCCUCUAUGACAUCCCCGACAUCCGCCUCUUCUGGAGCGAGGAUGAGCGCUUCCUGAAGCAGUUCCGAGUGCAGGACAUCAACCAGAAGGUGACGUUCCAGCCUCUCAGCAAAUACCCUGCUGUGAUCAACGACAUCUCCUUCUGGCUGCCUCGCGAGAACUACACGGAGAAUGAUUUCUAUGACUUAGUCCGAACAAUUGGAGGAGACCUGGUGGAAAAAGUUGAUCUUAUAGACAAGUUUGAACAUCCAAAGACACACAGGACCAGCCACUGCUACCGCAUCACCUACCGCCACAUGGAGCGCACGCUGUCGCAGAAAGAGGUCGGGGGCAUCCACCAGGCCGUGCAGGAGGCGGCCGUGCGGCAGCUGGGCGUCGAAGGCAGGUUUUGAGGGCCCACUUCCCGGGCGCGGCGCUCCCGGGGCUCCAGGGUUGCUGAGUGAAGGAGAGAAGGAUCCCAUCUGUGGACUGAGGCAUCCAUCAUCCUGCGGUAAACGGGUCAGUUCCAGAACUCUCAGAAAAUAAAGCAUUGCUCUCGAGAA
This is a messenger RNA of Budorcas taxicolor (takin), 1572 nucleotides long. RefSeq names its product phenylalanyl-tRNA synthetase 2, mitochondrial (gene FARS2). Gene Ontology annotation, biological process: phenylalanyl-tRNA aminoacylation. Gene Ontology annotation, cellular component: cytoplasm; mitochondrion. NCBI's taxonomy places the organism in Eukaryota, Metazoa, Chordata, Mammalia, Artiodactyla, Bovidae. Bases 16 to 1422 code for a protein of 468 amino acids. The transcript is spliced from 7 exons. Gene Ontology annotation, molecular function: ATP binding; phenylalanine-tRNA ligase activity; tRNA binding. The record is from RefSeq and is a predicted model, not a curated record.